AUGAUUUUGUGAUUUUAGAAUGAAUUAAACUUUUAUUUUCAUGAAAUAUGUCAGAAAAUGAAUAAUGUAGUAAGAUCUCUAUUUUAUACACAAGUGUCAAAGUCUUGGAAACAAAAGGAUUUGGUGCCUGAAAAUAAGAACUGAAACAAAGACAGCCAAAUAUAGAUCUACAUACAUUGUUUCCAUGUUUCCGAAAAUGAACUUUGGGUCCAGUAUGGAGCGAUUAGAAGAGGUGACACUGGAAGACUGGAAUGAUAGACUCCAGCAGAUCCAUCCUACCAGGGCAGACAUGAACAAACUGGUGAUGAAUUACCUGGUCACAGAGGGAUUUAAGGAGGCUGCAGAUAAGUUCCAGAAGGAAUCUGGGGUGCAGCCAUUGGUAGACCUAGAACAGUUAGAUGAGCGAAUCAAAAUUCGGGAAGCCAUUCAGGAGGGCAAGAUACAGGACGCUAUCUCAUUGGUCAACAGUAUACAACCAGAGCUCCUGGACAAUGACAGAUACCUGUACUUUAGAUUACAGCAACAGCAAUUGAUUGAGCUGAUUAGAGAGAAGAAUGUGGAGGCAGCACUUGAGUUUGCUCAAACUCAGUUGGCUGAACGUGGAGAAGAAAACCCAGAAAUUUUGUCAGAGCUUGAGCGCACUCUUGCUCUGCUAGCAUUUGAAAACCCAGAGUCAUCUCCCUUUGGAGAACUUCUUCAUCCCUCACAAAGGCAAAAGGUGGCUAGUGAACUGAAUGCAGCAAUCCAGGAGUCAGACUCCACACCAAAGCUGGCUAAUCUCCUUAAACUCUUACUGUGGUCCCAGGAGGAGCUGGAUAAAAAGAAAGUAAAGUACCCCAGAAUGACUGACCUAGCCACUGGGGCACUCGAGGAACCCAAGUAAAGGGGUGGAUCCAAAGGAGAUGAAGAAUGGAUGUACAUAAUAAGACUAAUCAAUUCUGUGUUUACAAUAAGGUGGCAAGUAGUAAACACUAAACAUGUUUUCAAGUCCAUGUGUUCAGAUUUGAAAUGAUUAUCGAGAGUUGACUGGCCACUGUAUUUCUUAUCAAAGGGUUUAAAUUAUGCUUUAAUUCAUGUAUAAAAAUUCUGUGUAAUAUGGAUAUUACUGUAAAAUUAAUACACAUCUAUUAUUUUAUGCAGAGUAAACCAUGUGUUUCAUUUCUUUUCUGCUGAUAUGUAUGUCAUGAUGCCAGUUUUAAACAAUUUUUUUUUCAUUAA
Molecule: messenger RNA, 1218 nt
Organism: Saccostrea echinata
Lineage: Eukaryota; Metazoa; Mollusca; Bivalvia; Ostreida; Ostreidae
Product: glucose-induced degradation protein 8 homolog
Exons: 5
Coding region: 185-883 (232 amino acids)
Biological process (GO): proteasome-mediated ubiquitin-dependent protein catabolic process
Cellular component (GO): nucleus; cytoplasm
Molecular function (GO): protein binding
Source: RefSeq, a predicted model, not a curated record